CUCAAGGGAACUAUGUAUUAAGCCUGGCCUAUGGCGGGGUUUGUCAAUUUACAAUUCCUGUCAACGUUGCUACGCUAAAUAUCUCUUUCAUGUCAGGCUCGAAGAUUGUGGUUACAGGGGCAUCUGGUGUUCUCGGCACUGCCGUUCAUAAGGCGUUCGAGAAAGCAUUGCGAUGUGAGGUUGUGGGCUUGAAGAAUAAAAGCACCGCUAGCCAUCUAGUGCAGCUAGAUUUGACAGAUAAGGAAGCGACCAAGCAGAAAUUGGAAGAAAUUCAACCUACCUGGGUGAUUCAUUGCGCCGCUGAAAGGCGACCUGAUGUUGCCGAGAAGGAUCCAGUCGGAACCCAACUUCUGAAUGUUGAAGUUCCGGGGUACCUCGCUGAACUCGCGAAGGCCAUUAACUUCACACUCGUGUAUAUCUCUACUGACUACGUUUUCGACGGAAGAUCGCCUCCUCCUGGCGGGUAUACACCGGAGUUGCCUACUAGUCCACUUCAGAUCUACGGUCAGACUAAACGGGAUGGCGAAACUGCUGUAUUGCAAGCUCGGCAACAGGGUUCCAGGGCAGUUGUUUUGAGAGUUCCAGUAUUAUACGGCCCUGCACCUAACAAUGCAGACUCAGCCGUUAAUAUCCUCGUUGAUGUUGUACAGGACCGAUCAAAGGAGUCUAACAUGGAUGACUAUGGGAUCAGGUAUCCUACCAACGUAUUGGACAUUGCAUCCUUUUUAGUCCGCUUGACGGAUAUCAGCCCCGAUACUUUACCGCCAAUUCUCCACUAUUCGGCGAACGAGUCCUUCACAAAGUACCAGAUGUGCAAAAUCUUUGCCGACAUCCUUGGUCUCAAUGACAUGAAUCAUAUCAAGCCUGUCUCAACACCUCCAACUGGUGCCGGUGCCACAUCACGCCCUUACAAUUGCCACCUAUCUACUGCUGAGACAGAGAAACUACUUCCAUUAGAAUGUACAGGGUUUAGAACGUGGUGGGAGGAAUAUUUACACGAUGGCGGAAAGUAAAUACCUAAAUUGUAUCACUAUCAGAAGAGCCCUGCACUUUUCCUUCUCCGAUUUCAGCCAUUGAUUCAUGAACUAUUCGCGUUCCCUUGAUUGAUGUUAGUGAUCACUGUUUCUCCUUCUCCAAUUCCUUUCUCUGCUCUUUCCCUGUCUCCUUAGUACCUCCACGUUCUUUCAACUCCGGCUCAGCAAAGUAGGUCUUUCGUUGUUCCGCAUCCAACAUCGGCUCCGAGACACUACCAUCGAUGGAAGAAACCCCCAUAGGGAUAUGCGAGCCUGUAUAUUCAAGAGGUGGUGAUUGUGUGCCUCCAGAUGACAUUCUGUUCGAAUUUACGGUGCGUAGAUGAUGAUGGUAAGUCGCAACCCCUAGCUA
This is a messenger RNA of Suillus fuscotomentosus, 1383 nucleotides long. Its product is annotated as NAD dependent epimerase/dehydratase. Gene Ontology annotation, cellular component: methionine adenosyltransferase complex. Gene Ontology annotation, biological process: S-adenosylmethionine biosynthetic process. Bases 90 to 1013 code for a protein of 307 amino acids. The record is from RefSeq and is a predicted model, not a curated record. Gene Ontology annotation, molecular function: methionine adenosyltransferase regulator activity. NCBI's taxonomy places the organism in Eukaryota, Fungi, Basidiomycota, Agaricomycetes, Boletales, Suillaceae. The transcript is spliced from 10 exons.